Molecule: messenger RNA, 2532 nt
Organism: Amblyraja radiata (thorny skate)
Lineage: Eukaryota; Metazoa; Chordata; Chondrichthyes; Rajiformes; Rajidae
Product: autophagy-related protein 2 homolog A-like
Exons: 14
Coding region: 372-2174 (600 amino acids)
Biological process (GO): reticulophagy; autophagosome assembly; glycophagy
Cellular component (GO): phagophore; phagophore assembly site
Molecular function (GO): protein-membrane adaptor activity; phosphatidylinositol-3-phosphate binding
Source: RefSeq, a predicted model, not a curated record
CACCUAUUGUCUAUGUAACCCUCUCCCCUCUGCCCGUCUCUCUGCAGUUGCCAGAGUCGGCCACCUCGCUCCCCCCUCGCCUGCCGGCCGAGACGGCAGAGAUUAACCAGGGCGACCUGACCGACGCACUCAUCGAUACCGAACGCACCCGCCGCAACUCUGCCGACGGGGCAGGUGGGGUUCCGCUGGUUCGCCAGGCCUCCCCCGUCUCCGUCUACCUCUUCCCGGGGGAGAACGGCCAGGAGAAGCGGCCGGUGCUGCCCCCGGUGGCCGGUGCCGACACGCCGGACGCAGCGUUCCCAUCAGACGGCAGCGAGCCCGAGAGCGACUCCACCGACAACGACGACUUCUGCAUCCUCGACGCUCCCGGCAUGGGAAUACCGCCCAAGGACGGCGAGCCGGUGGUCUCCAAGCUGACGGCGGACGGCGUCACCGUGAAGGACAACUACUUCUCCCGGCCCAUCGGCAGCACCGACCUGCUGAAGGCGCCCGGCCGCUUCCCCGUGCCCGACACGCGCAUCAUGCUGCGCGAGAUCUCCGUCGUCUGGCACCUGUACGGGGGCAAGGACUUCGGCCCACUCCGCCCGUGCUCCGCGCACGCACACUCGCCCAGGGUGAAGCCGGCUAGCCUCAGUGCCAGGGGGUCACCCUCACGAUCGGCCUUCACCAACCGCCCACAGAAUACAUGGAGGACGCUGGGCGGCUCGGACAGAAACCACGACAUCCUCAUGGAGAUACAGCUCACCAAGGUGAGCUUCCAGCACGAGACCUACCCGUUGCCAGGCUCGGUGGCGGCGGCUGUGGACAAGGCCCCAGUGGAGCUGGUGGCCCCGGGGCCCGAGGAGCAGCCCCUGGCCCGCCAGGUCUUCAUCGUGCAGGAGCUGGAGAUCCGUGACCGGCUGGCCUCCUCCCAGAUCAACAAGUUCCUGUACCUCUACACCAGCGAGAAGAUGCCCAGGAGGGCACACUCCAACAUGCUGACCAUAAAGGCCCUUCACGUCAGGCCUGAGUCGGGGAUCGGAGGUCCUGAAUGUUGCCUGCGGGUGUCGCUGAUGCCAUUACGCCUCAAUAUUGACCAGGAUGCCUUAUUCUUCCUGAAGGAUUUCUUCACGAGUUUCGCCACCGGGAUCAAUCCCGUCGUUCCCGUGGAGUUGGCGGGGGAAGCGGUGGCCAAGCCCGAUGCCAGCCAGCGGGGAAGUGGAGCGUCUGACACCGACUCCCUGGGUCGCGACGCGGAUUCGUGCCAGGGCGGGGGGAUCGAGCUGCCCGAGAUGACCGCCUCGAUGGAGACCACGCUGAGCGAGCACAGUUCCUCCUCCACCGCCAGCUCCUCCGAACAGCCCAUCUACUUCAGGGAAUUCCGAUUUACCUCAGAGGUGCCAAUCUGGCUGGACUAUCACGGGAAGCACGUGAUCAUGGAUCAAGGCACCUUUGCUGGGAUACUGAUCGGGCUUGCUCAGCUCAACUGCUCCGAGCUCAAGCUGAAGAGGUUGUGCUGUAGACACGGGCUACUGGGGGUGGACAAAGUCAUCAACUAUGCCUUGAGUGAGUGGCUGAAUGACAUCCGGAAGAACCAGCUGCCGGGCAUUCUGGGCGGUGUAGGCCCCAUGCACUCUGUGGUUCAGCUGUUUCACGGCCUGAGGGACCUCUUCUGGCUGCCCAUCGAGCAGUACCGGAAGGACGGCCGCAUUAUCCGCGGGCUGCAGCGGGGCGCGGCCUCCUUCGGGACCUCCACCGCAUCCGCUGCACUGGAGCUGAGUAACCGACUGGUGCAAGCCAUCCAGGCCACCGCGGAGACGGUGUACGACAUCUUAUCUCCCACGCCUCCCGUAACCAAGGCCAUCGCGGAUCGGAAGAACUUGAAGAGGUGUCGGAGAGGACAACAGCCGGCCGAUCUCCGAGAGGGAGUUGCCAAAGCCUACGACACCGUCAGAGAGGGGGUGAUGGAUACGGCUCAGACCAUCUGCGAUGUGGCCACCAGAGGCCACGAGCAGAAGGGGUUGACGGGGGCGGUGGGGGGAGUGCUGAGACAGAUCCCCCCCACCGUGGUGAAGCCCAUCAUCGUGGCGUCCGAAGCCACCUCCAACCUGCUGGGCGGCAUGAGGAACCAGAUCCGGCCCGACGCACGCAAGGAGGCCUGCCUGAAGUGGCGUACGGACGAUGGCCAGGAAUGAACACUGGACACUGUGCUGACCCCCCCCCCCCUCCCCCUCCGCAGACAAGCAACACGUUCGACCGUCUGCCCGAAGGGGAAGUGCCAACAGCUUCUUGUGCCACAGUGGACAAUGGUGGAGGAUGUGUGUGUGUGCAAAGCUUGGCUCAUCGCGGAGGCCGACACGGUGAGGGAGCAGGGACUGGUUUUCCCUCCCCUCCCCUCUGCUCCCCUCCUCCCCUCCCCUCCUCUCCCCUCUUCCUCUCCCUUCUCCUCCCCUCCCCACCCGUCCCCUCCGCUCCCCUCCUCCCGCACGGCCCACUUGCCCCAUGAAGUACACAGAGCCUUGUUUCCCUGGGAGUUGGUCUGUGUGUGUGUCU